This is a messenger RNA of Aspergillus aculeatinus CBS 121060, 438 nucleotides long. RefSeq lists its product as uncharacterized. The coding region runs from base 1 to 438 and encodes 145 amino acids. The transcript has a single exon. Lineage: Eukaryota; Fungi; Ascomycota; Eurotiomycetes; Eurotiales; Aspergillaceae. The record is from RefSeq and is a predicted model, not a curated record.
AUGCAAGAAACCUACACCUUCGAACUAAGCACCAUCACCCCCACCCAACAGGUGGUGAUUGUCGCCCCGGAGACCCGCGAACUGGCCACCCAGACCUUCGACUGGGAGAUCCUGGAGAACCGCCUGCGGGCCGUCUUCCAGAAGCUGCGGGAGAUGCGGCCGCAGGCGCCGCUCUUCCACGGGAUCAUUCGCGCCUUCGAGCAUGUGCGGUGCUAUCGCGAGCUGGCCCCGGGGGAGACAGGCACUGGCCGAGCGGUGUAUCGGUACGAGUUCGACGGAGAGCCCUCGCUGGACUGCGUGCUGGACAUCGAGACCCUGUAUUGCUGGUUGGUGCGGCUGCCGCGGGGUUGCCCGUUGAGGCUGGAUGAUUUCCCCUGUGCGACGAUGGCGGCGCUGGCGUUGGAGGUGCGGUUUGGGGGCACGUCUUCGGUUGUGUAG